Molecule: messenger RNA, 1578 nt
Organism: Harpegnathos saltator (Jerdon's jumping ant)
Lineage: Eukaryota; Metazoa; Arthropoda; Insecta; Hymenoptera; Formicidae
Gene: TFAM
Product: mitochondrial transcription factor A
Exons: 5
Coding region: 356-1030 (224 amino acids)
Source: RefSeq, a predicted model, not a curated record
CUAUGAAUAGAGUCGAAAGUACUAGAAGUGGACAAAGAGAUUGAAAUCUCGGGCCCAUAGUUGGAAGAAGAAGAGUCGAAAGUCUUCAAUAACGCUUUAUCAAUGAUAUUCCAAACAUCAAUAGAGAAUCAGUGAAACAGCCUCAAAUUUCUCGGAUAAUUUGUAGAGUGGUGUAGAGAAACGCGUAAUUUACAUUAUAAUUUUGGCAUAGUACUUAUACAGUAAGCAUGGCAACCUGGAGGUUAUUAUUUUCUAAUAACUCGGUUAAUUUGUUGUACACGAGGUAAAGCUUUAUUGGUUUUUCAUAAUUUAAAUUCCGAGUAAAUAUCCCCAAAUAGCUUUUCAGCAUCGUGAAAUGAAAUUAACCACUAUAAAAAAUAUACCUAAAAUCAAGAGUGACAUAGAAAAAAAUAUUUUACCACCAAAACCAAAAAAACCACUAAAUCCGUAUUUUCUGUAUUUUCAAUCUGUAAGAAAUAAAUUGCAACAAGAACAUCCAGGCAUAAAAUAUAUAGAACUUAUUAAAAAGGUAUCUCAAGAAUGGGCAAAAAUUGAUCCAACAAUAAAACAGAAAUUUCAAAAGCAACAUGAUGAGAAUUAUACUGUAUAUAAACAAAAAUUAGAUCAUUACAAUAAUUCUAUAACUGAUGAUCAAAGAAUGCUAAUAAUAGAAGAAUUAAUGAAGAAGAAAGGAGUUUUGGAAAAGAACCAAACUAAACAAAAACUUAUGGAACUUGGGAAACCAAAGCGACCAUUGAGUGCAUAUCUCAUAUUUUUAAGAAAUAAGAAAGAUAGCAAAGAUCCAAAAAUACCACAAAAGGAAUGGAUAAAAAAUCUUUCUAAUGAAUGGAAUAAAAUGACAACAGAAGAUAAAGAUAAAUAUUAUACUGAAGCAAAGGAAUUACAGGAAAAAUACAAUACUGACUUGAAAAAAUGGGAACAGAAUAUGAUUCAAAUGGGUCAUUUUGAUUUAUUAAGAUCCAAUACUAAAUCUAAAUCCAACAAGAGUGUUAAUAAAUAUGAAGAAUAGGAUUUAAAGUGCCCCAACCAAUUCAAUAUGAAAUCAACUGAAUCCAUUACUGCAGAUUUUUCAAAUAUUAAAAUCCAAAACAAGGACAAUGUCAAAACAGGUUGGGGCACUGAUAUCAAUGCUUCUAUAGAUAAUGUUUCUCGUGCUAAUAAUGAUCAACAAUAUGAAUUUACCAGAAGUUAUAUACUUUACAAUGAUAGAAAUGAUUUAAAAGCCCUAAUGAAGUCUUCAGAAAGUCAAAUGAAAGAUGUGUUGGGAAAAAACAAUAACUCAGUACUAUAUCGUACAUAUAUAGAUCUAUAUAAAUAUUUUAUUUCUAUAUGGCAUAGAUUUUCACUAAUAUUGAUAAAAAUCAAUUAUAAAAAUUGGAGGAUGGUAAGAGAAUAUGCAUUUAUUGGGAUAAGUGCGAUUUUGAUAAUGAUAUAUUGUAUUCUAAAUCUUAUAUAUAAAUAAUUAUUAUUUACAUCAUAUGUUGGACUUACUAGUAUAGAGUUUGCAACAUGAUUUGCAUUUUUUUGCAUUUUUAUUUUCAAAUGUAUAUAACUUGU